This is a messenger RNA of Penaeus indicus, 4875 nucleotides long. Its product is annotated as ribosomal protein S6 kinase alpha-2-like. Gene Ontology annotation, cellular component: cytoplasm; nucleus. Gene Ontology annotation, molecular function: ATP binding; calcium-dependent protein serine/threonine kinase activity; calcium/calmodulin-dependent protein kinase activity. NCBI's taxonomy places the organism in Eukaryota, Metazoa, Arthropoda, Malacostraca, Decapoda, Penaeidae. Bases 1 to 636 code for a protein of 211 amino acids. The transcript is spliced from 5 exons. Gene Ontology annotation, biological process: peptidyl-serine phosphorylation; protein autophosphorylation; intracellular signal transduction. The record is from RefSeq and is a predicted model, not a curated record.
AUGGUCAUUGAGGUUGUGCACAGGGACCUAAAACCCUCAAAUAUAAUGUAUGCAGACAUCUCAGGAAGUCCAGAAUCCUUAAGGAUAUGUGACUUUGGAUUUGCAAAGCAGCUCCGUGCAGAGAAUGGCCUGCUCAUGACACCCUGUUAUACAGCAAACUUUGUGGCUCCAGAGGUAUUAAAAAAGCAAGGAUAUGAUGCAGCCUGCGAUAUAUGGAGUUUGGGAGUCCUCCUCUACACAAUGUUGGCCGGGCAAACGCCCUUCGCGCAGGGCCCCAGCGACACGCCAGAAGACAUCCUACAGCGUAUCGGCGAGGGCAAGUUCAGCCUCGACUCCGGGAACUGGGUCUCAGUGUCUCCCGCCGCUAAGGAUUUGGUGACGCAGAUGCUGCACGUGGACCCCGGCCAGCGGCUCAACGCGGGCCAGGUGGUGUCGCACCCGUGGCUCCUCCACCGCGAGGCGCUGCCCAACCUCAGGCUCCUGCUGCAGGACGCGUCGCUGGUCAAGGGCGCCAUCUCCGCCACGUACAGAGCCAUCAACCACGCCCCGCGCGCGCCCAACCUGGGCCCCGUGGCGGCGUCCGCGCUGGCUCGCCGCCGCGGCAAGUCGAGGCCGAAGUCGUCGACGGAGGUCUGACAUUCGGCCGCCCGCCCCGACCCGCCGCGCCCGGACGUGAUGGACACGUCCCCCCUCCCGGAGGGCCUCCUGGAGGGCCUUCCGCAGGGCUCCGCAGCCCUCGACCACGCCCCUCGCCUCUCCUCAGCGCCAGAUCCUCAGCAGCAGCACUUCGACCAGCGUCAGCAACAGCAUCAAACGCCACAGCCAUCCCUGGCGGCCUCCUGGGACCCCGCGGCGCACGACGGUCCCCAGGGCUCGCCCGCCCGCGCCCCCGCCCGCGCCCCCGCCCCUUUGGGCUCGGAGAGCGAGAGGGGCGGGCGCGUGUCCCCCCCUCCCGCUGCUAGUCCUCCGACCCCGCGCCCUGCCGUCACCAGCGCCCCCCCCGCCCCCUCCCCCGGCGUCGACUCCCCCGCCCCCCCCUCCAAGCAGCAGCCCGGACAGGCCGCCACCAAGCACCGCCGCCGCUCGCACCGCCGGCAGCGCCGCCGUCGCCGCGCCGUCUCCAGCGCCUCGUGAGCAGGUGGGCGGCCGGCGUGAGGAGGAGCAGGAGGAGGAGGAGGACAGGCGCGCCCCUCCGUCAGCCUCUGCGGCAGCCCUUCCGCCAGGCGUCGCCGUGGGCCGGAGGGCGGGGCGGAGCGCGCGCGCGUGCGAGCGAGCAAGAUACAGUACCCAGGAUGGCCAUGACAUGCAGUAGCUCAUUAACAGUCCACAGUCCACAAUCAGCCGUAAACUAACUAGUCGUGUAGAAUAUAUUUUUUUUCAUUUUUUCUUUGUUUCCACGUGGGUGACAGCAAGAGCCAGGACGCGGCGACCAGAGGCGGCCCUCGUCCAGCGGAAGAGCGGAGGGCCAGAAACACGGACGUACACUGACAUCUUUCAUACAUUGUUUUGUCACUAACGAUAAGUGUCUCCACCUGCGGGACUGUUUCGCGUUCGCCGGAAAUCUGACAUAAAUGAAUACGAUACAUGGGCAUAAUGUGGGUACUCUUUUGUAUGGUGACUCCGUAGUAAUUCGUAUUGUGCGUUGUAUGUGGUUUAUACUGAAUCUUACGGCACCUUGAUCCCUUCGGCUUCAAUCAAACAGGUGCAGGAGGAAGAAGGAGGAGAAAAGAGAGAUUAAAGGAGGAGGAGGAGCAGGAGGAGGAGGAGGAGGAGGAGGAGGAAGAAGAAAAGAUGGAGAGAGAAGUUACCGGAGGCGAACCAGGUCAAGGUGAUAACAUAUUUUCCCCCGAAUCUUCUAUCAGUGUUGUAAAAAAAAAUUGAAAGUAUUCUCCUUUAGUCUCGUCCAGUCAUUGUUAUCGUGUGUUGUUAUAUCAGGAACAGAAGAGGGGAGAGAGAGAGAGAAAGAGAAAGAGAGAGAGAGGGAGAAAGAGAGAGAAACGCGAGGACAAGGAAGGAGACGGAAUAGGGUGGGGAGGGGGAGGAGAUAAGGAGGGCGAAAUGGAAUAGAAGAAUAAAAAGAGGUUGAAAGGAAGGGAGGGGAAGAGGAGGAAGAUUAAAAAUAUAAAGGAUAGGGAGAGAAAGAGAGAGAGAUAUGAGGAGGCAGGAAGAGGGAGUAGGAAGAGACGGGUAAACGAGGUGCAUAAAGCAUAAUUCAAUCAUUCCUAUAUCUUGUCGGGAGGUCUGUGUUUUCUCAGUGUCACCGGAAUGGCAUUUCAGUGUUUUAUAAGAAACAGAAAACGGGAAAUGAUCCCCCAUAAAACGAAAACUGAAAAUAAUUUUAAGAAAAAAAAAAAGAUCGUGAUCCAUUCGAAAAGAAAGAAAGAAAACGGGAAAUGAUUCAUGUAACAAAGAAAACGGGAAACGAUUCAUAUUACAAAGAAAACGGGAAUUGAUAAUUGUGGAUGCUGAGCUCCUUUAAUCCAUGUGGACGUUCGAAGGGCGGAAGGGAGACGGCGAUAGGCUUGUCCCUUCGCUCUCAGGUGUAGGUGUCACUCAUCUCCGUUCUUGAGCUUCUGCCGUAGAGCUUUUGCCGUGUUCCCCAAUAUUUUCAGUGUUAGGAAGCCCUUUCAUUUCCUCGCCAGCUCCUCCGGUCAUCUCGUACUGCCCGUGGAGAUGGCGGAAAGACAGACACACACGCAAAUAUACAUACGGGCUUUCUUUUUUUUCUUAUUUUUUUAAGAGUCUGCUGCGUUUUUUUGGGGAAAAGACGAUGGCGAAGACAAUUGCAUUUCCCCCUCCCUCCCCCCUUUCCGUCUCUUCCUCUUUUUUUUUCUCCCUUACCCCUCACUCCCUCUCCUUUCCCCCCCUUCUCCAUCGCCCCCUCUUUUUUCCCUUUCUCCAUCUCUCCCUCUAGCAUUCCACAGGUGUGUUGCAGGCAUGUCACGUGUGCUCGCCAGGUGCUCUGUAUGCCUGCCACGUGCAUCCUCAUGCCCAUGCCGAUCGUAUGCCCGUAUGCCCAUCUUCCUCCGUCUUCCUCCCCAGUCACCCCCCCCCCCCCCCGUGUCACUCCGCCGCUUCUCCCAAGUCCACAGGAUUCGUGUCGUAAAUUCCUGCGUCUCGGCGCUCGCCCAGGUAUCCUCCGGGGCUGCUGGUCGUGGCCGGACCCAGGCGAUUAGUUCCCAGAGCUCGUAAAGCGUCUGCAGCGCUGGUCUUCCGCUCGCCUUCGGAAUCCCCUGCCCUCUCUCCCUGCCCUCUCUCCCUGCCCUCUCUCCCUGCCCUCUCUCCCUGCCUUUCCCUCGGUCCUCGCUUUCCUCCCUCUUUCCUUUUCUUACCCUCCUCGUCCUCCCGUGCCUCUUCACAGCACGUUCCUCCAGAUCCCCCUCCGCCAUCCCUCCCGUCCAUCCUUUCCUCUCCUUCCUUUUCCCAUCGUUUUCCUUCUCCCCUCACCUUCCUCUUUCCCCUCUCCCUCCAUGUUGCUUCAUCCUUUUGCCUUCUCCCUCACUUUCCCCUAUCGCUCAUUCUCCCCUGUCCUCUCACCUCUCCCCUCUCCCUUCUCCUCCCCUCUCCCUUCUCCUUCUCCUUCUCCUUCUCCUUCUCCUUCUCCUUCUCCUUCUCCUUCUUCUUCUCCUUCUCCACUCUCCCUCCCUCUCCCCUCUCCUCGCCCCUCUCCUCUCUCCCCUCCCCCUCCUCCUCCCCCACCCCAUCGCCAGCGUAACUCAAGCGAGCAGACGGAGCGACGUUGCAGAUCAAAUUUUGCCCGAGUACAUAAAUUAUGUCUUCUGCUGUAGGCGGCGAGGACGAGGAAGCAGAAGGUGCAGAAGUUGUUAUUCCAGCGCCAUUCACUUGUUUGUUUGUCCAGCCUUUACUUGUUCCCUUUUUUUAUUUUGUAAUAUCAGUUUUGUUGUUGUAAAUAUAUAUAGAGAGAGAACGACGCGAAAGGAAAGUGUAUUAACCAGAUGGUCUUAGUAAAUACUUUUUACUUGCCACUGAUAUUUUUUUUCUUCUCCAAAACAUGAUAAAUGAAUAGUGUUCAGCAAAAAGAAGAAGAAAAAAAAAAGAUAUCCUUAGGGGGAAAAUGAUAAAAUGUAUUUUUUUGAUGGCAAGUUGUAAAUUUUUUAUAGGAUGCUAUGACGUAAAUCUAUGACACCGGUGCAAUGCCCACACAGCUGGAACUAGCUGAGCCGGGGGAUUGAGGGGGGGGAGGUGGUAUGGGUCAGAGGGGGUGGGGGGGGUGGGGCAAGGUAUAGGGGAUGGGAAAUAAAUAAAGAAGGAAGGAAGGAAGGAUUUUUAGGGUUAGUAUUUAGGGAAACAAGUUACUCAUGAGUUACCUAAUAUCCUUACGUAAAGGAAUCAGCAACUUUUAUUUUUCCUUUCUCAUUUUUUUUUUUUUUUUUUGGUUUACGUAGUCAUGUACAUAUAUACAUAUAUAUCGCUGUUAAACUACACUUCUCAUCCUAGCGCGUGUUGAACAGAUAGUUAGAAAGAAACAAAGAAAACGGAUCCAAGUUCUCCCUGCCUCCUGCUCAACGUACAAGGUGCUUUCGGGCAGGAGAAACGGAAGAACUUUAACAAUAAAAGACAAAAAAACAAAAAACAAAAAAAAAGAAAUAGAAUUGUGAAAAAAAGGCGCCCACACGACUGCCAUGAGACAGCAAUUUGUCAUCGAGCAAGAGAAGAAUUUUUGCCAGAAAGAAAACGGGAAGAGAAAAUCCUGUCGGGGUUUUUGUUUACGUCAUCUCCUUGCCCCCCCCCCCCCCCUCGGUAGGCUUCAUGGUGGUGCCAGCUGUGAAUAUUUUGGAAAUUUAUUUUUACUGUUGCUAUUUAAAUGUAAUGUUUAAGUUCCGAAUAAUAAAGAUACUUCUUACAAGCAGUUAA